AGGAAUGGAAAGUAGAAUUCCAGUAAAUGAAUGACCAAGUUGAACGCUGUCGUGGACCCCCUGCCAUGCUUCUCUUAGCCGCAAGGGGGCGUACACUCCAAGGAACACGCCACUCCAAACUCCGCAAAUAAACGUUUUCAAGGCAAGUGGACGAUCAUAUUUAAAAAACACAAAAAGCUUUCAUUAUCACUGCCGUCUGAAACAUGAGGCAGGACUCGAUCACGAGUCACUCAUCGUCUUCGGAUCGCGCGUGAAAGUCCGACGUUUGACAUAAGACAUUUAGCCCGAAGAGGUGGACUGGACCGAGAAGGUGCUAGUCCGACGUCAUGUUGGACCAGCAGGACUCGGAGGAGGUGAAAACCGGAACAACAAUCAUUGCCAUAGAGUUCGAUGGCGGGGUCGUGCUAGGCUCGGACUCGCGUGUGUCCGCAGGGGAUUCAGUGGUGAACCGGGUGAUGAACAAGCUGUGCCCUCUCCACCAAAAGAUCUACUGUGCUCUGUCGGGUUCUGCGGCGGACGCUCAAGCCAUUGCAGAGCUGCUGCGCUCCCAGCUAUACCUUCACAGUGCGGGGAUAGGGGAGGACCCCAGGGUUGGCGCCGCCGCCACCAUGGUGAAGAACUUCUCGUAUCGCUACAGAGACGAGCUGUCAGCGCAUCUCAUAGUGGCGGGUUGGGACAGAAGAGGCGGCGGGCAGGUGUUUUCCACCCUCAGCGGCGGCCUGAUUCGACAGCCGUUUGCCGUGGGCGGCUCCGGCAGCUCGUACGUGUACGGCUUUGUGGAUGCCGAGUACCGGGCGGGCAUGAGCAGAGCCGCGUGCCAGAAGUUUGUGCUCAACACGCUCGCUCUCGCCAUGAAACGGGAUGGAUUCAGCGGAGGUGUGGCCUAUUUGGUCACCGUCGAUGAACACAGAGCAGAGGAGAAAGUCGUUUUGGGAAACGACUUGCCCACCUUUUUUGAUGGGUGAGCAAUGGCGGCGUCACGCCAUGUGGUUUGGACUGCGGACGUAUGAGAGAUCACCUCAACCUGCAUAACUUCCUGUUGCUGAUGUCAUUAAAGCA
Molecule: messenger RNA, 1059 nt
Organism: Doryrhamphus excisus (bluestripe pipefish)
Lineage: Eukaryota; Metazoa; Chordata; Actinopteri; Syngnathiformes; Syngnathidae
Gene: psmb9a
Product: proteasome 20S subunit beta 9a
Cellular component (GO): proteasome core complex; cytoplasm
Molecular function (GO): threonine-type endopeptidase activity
Source: RefSeq, a predicted model, not a curated record